ACGUAAAUAUCACAAGUUGUAUUAAGUUUCUUGUUAAGAUGUGCUGCACAUGCUGCUUAUUAAGAUGUACAGCUUAGAGUAUGAUACAAGGAGAAGAAGGGAUAUUUAAUGUCAGAGGCCAGGUGUGAUGUAUAGGUAAAGAACUGGGAUAUCUAGAUGAAGAUGGAAGUAACUCGCUGUAUUCCAAGCUGCUAUAUGUGCCUGUAACUUUCAAUUCCAGUACUGUAUGACAAUACUGUACAUCAUAUUAAAGUCAGUGACUAAAAUGUUCAAGAAAAGCAGCGUUUUGGUUGGAUCUCAACAAUAUAGAAUCCUCAGGAGGGGGUGUGCCCAGUAUGGCUUUGUUCCAAAGCACAGCCCAUGUCAGGAUUGGGCACUGGCCCAGAUGCAAGAGUUUAUCAACAGUAAUAAGAAGUUGUUUGUGCUGACUGGAGCAGGCAUCUCGACAGAGAGUGGCAUUCCAGACUACCGCUCAGAAGGAGUAGGUUUAUAUGCAACUAGCACCAAAAGGCCUGUGCAGAUUAAGCACUUCAUGGAAUCAUCUAAAGCUCGGCAGAGCUACUGGGCAAGAAAUUACAUGGGAUGGCCACGAUUCUCAUCCUUUAAACCAAAUAUAUCACACACAACUCUAGCUGAGUGGGAGAGGAGAGGAAAAAUUCACUGUAUUGUAACCCAGAAUGUUGAUCGAUUACAUCAUAAGGCAGGAAGUUGCAAGGUUCAUGAACUUCAUGGUACAGCGUUCAACGUGAUAUGCAUGACCUGCAACCAUAUGGUCGCUCGUCACACCUACCAAAGUAAAUUGAGAGAAACUAACCAACAUAUGUCUGCGGUGUCCCUGGAAAUACGACCUGAUGGAGAUGUUGAACUCACCAAGGAAGAAGUAAAUAAUUUUCAAGUACCUCCUUGUGAGCAAUGUGGAGGAAUCAUGAAGCCUGAUAUAGUAUUCUUUGGUGAUAAUGUUCCAAGAAGUCGUGUGAACAAAAUUCAGCAAGAAUUGGCCACCUGUGAUGGUCUGUUAGUACUUGGAUCAUCAUUGUUUGUUUAUUCAGGUUACAGGUUUAUUCUACAAGCAGCAGAAUCGGGAAUUCGUAUUGGUGCAGUCAACAUUGGGGCAACACGUGGUGACAAACAUAUCUCACUCCAUGUCAAUGCUCGCUGUGGGGAAGUGUUACCUCAGCUUAUUGUAUGAUACAGCUUAUUAUAAAUAUAAAGCAGAAUUGCAACUCUUGUAAUCUUUUAAAUUUGGGAAAAUUUUUAAAUUAAAAUGUGUACAAUAUAUAA
Molecule: messenger RNA, 1281 nt
Organism: Procambarus clarkii (red swamp crayfish)
Lineage: Eukaryota; Metazoa; Arthropoda; Malacostraca; Decapoda; Cambaridae
Source: RefSeq, a predicted model, not a curated record